Mesorhabditis belari is the source of this 282-nucleotide messenger RNA. The record is from the annotation of a GenBank genome assembly. Lineage: Eukaryota; Metazoa; Nematoda; Chromadorea; Rhabditida; Rhabditidae.
AUGAGCUCAACGAAGCAAAGAUUUCGAAAACGGAAACUACGAAUGACUUUGUGGCGCUCUCGCUUAGAAUUGAAUCACCCAUACAUGCUUCCAGGAUCGAGAAAGCUUCGCCUCAAACCGAUUCCCGCAAGUUGGGACCCCAAAUGGACUCCGUCGAGAACGCCGCUUUUUGAUCCAAGAAGCUGUUUGAACCAGUACUUCACGGAUUUCUUUAAAAUCGAGUGUCCAGUUGAGGGAUGGAGCUAUAACAUUGAAGAACUUAUCGAGCAAAUCGCCUCAUUG